Messenger RNA from Aureobasidium musti, 897 nucleotides. The record is from the annotation of a GenBank genome assembly. NCBI's taxonomy places the organism in Eukaryota, Fungi, Ascomycota, Dothideomycetes, Dothideales, Saccotheciaceae.
AUGAACCCUCGGGACGUGAGCUUGAAUGCGCACGAGCAACUCGAAAUACUGGCCGAGAUCAUCAAGUCUAGCAAUAUCCCUCCAGACGUGGUCAUCCACUUUAUACGACAGAACGGCAUCGUCCCCGAUUGGGGUGAUGUGGCGCUCCCAAGGGGACGAACUGUCAAUCAAUGCAGCAACUGGUUUUACAGUGUCAUCAAUCAACCUGGCCCUCCUGGACCCGCUUCUGGCCAUGGCCAUGGCCAUAUCAGAUCGCAGAGUCUCCAGGGACCAAUUCAAACGUCCUCUCUGAAACGUCCGUUCAGCCCGGAUCAACCUUCCUUUGCAGGUGGCCGUCUGCUUGUUCCCAAGCCACCUAUGUCUACCAUUGGGAACAUACUCAAUCAACAACCUGAGCCGCCCAAGAAGAAACGCGGCAGGCCUACCAAUGCAGAGAAGGCCGCGAGAAGCCAGCAGGAGUUCUUGCAUGGACAGCCGUUGCUACCUCCUUCUCGACGCAUACCCCCGCUUGCAAGUGGGAGCAGCAACAGUGCUGUCGCACCUGGUCGUCCUGCCAGCGUCGACAUGGAGACGCGACGGCCGCAGCAACAGUUUAACGAACCCCAUGAAGCUGCCCCCGGACCUAGUUAUCCUGUGCCAGACGACAUGAGGGCUCACCCAAAGGCGACCCAGCAACAUACCGAUAGCCUCGCUCCUACCUUCAAGCACCCUUCCCACGAUACACGAGAAGCCAUAUCAAGUCUUGACGCCAUUAAUGACACGACCACCGACUACACUUCUUUUGGAUUGGCAUACAUUGGCACAUCUCUUUUCCUUUCAUCUCGCGUUGGAUCUCUCUACAUCUCUUUUGUUGGUUUCUCACGAAACACUUAUGACUGGAUGGCAUUGAUGUCAUGA